This is a messenger RNA of Penicillium odoratum, 1578 nucleotides long. Its product is annotated as putative GABA permease. Gene Ontology annotation, molecular function: transmembrane transporter activity. Gene Ontology annotation, biological process: transmembrane transport. Gene Ontology annotation, cellular component: membrane. NCBI's taxonomy places the organism in Eukaryota, Fungi, Ascomycota, Eurotiomycetes, Eurotiales, Aspergillaceae. The transcript has 4 exons. The record is from RefSeq and is a predicted model, not a curated record. Bases 1 to 1578 code for a protein of 525 amino acids.
AUGGAAACCUCAACCAAAGCGACCGCUUUGGAGACGCUGGACAUGGGGAUAGAUUACAGGAAUUCAGAGGCCUCCCAAAAAGGUGCGACUGCACUGGACGACGACGAAAUGCAUCGCAUGGGAAAGAUUCAAGAGUUCAAGAGAAACAUGCGACCUCUUGCGGCAUUGAGCUUCGCAUCAGUCUUGCAAGCUACUUGGGAAUAUUUGAUCAUCUCGAACUACCAGGGAUUGGAGAAUGGAGGCCUGGCAGGCAUGUUCUGGUCAUACAUUUGGACCUUUAUCGGAUUCGGAUUCAUCAUUGCGUCUUUGUCAGAAAUGGCUUCAAUGGCACCUACCGAUGGAGGCCAAUACCAUUGGGUAUCGGAAUUUUCCUCGCCUCGUCACCAGAAGUUCCUCAGCUACAUCACUGGCUGGAUGUCUGUACUGGCAUGGCAAGCCGGAACAGCUUCUGGAUCAUUCCUUACCGGCACCAUCAUCCAAGGAUUGAUCAGUGUUCGUAACCCGGAUUACGAUCCUCAAGGCUGGCAAGGCACUCUACUUGUGUUCGCAAUGGUUCUGGUGACGUAUAUUUUCAAUGUCUAUGCGUCAGACCUGAUGCCAAUUAUGAGUAAUCUUUUGAUGAUUCUUCAUGUCCUUUGCUGGGCAGUGAUUUUGAUCGUCCUGUGGGCUAUGUCGCCUCACCGAACCGCCGAGGCCGUUUUUGUCUCGGAUUGGGAAAAUCUAGGAGGUCUACCUACAAUGGGACUGAGUGUGAUGGUUGGACAAAUUUCAGCUAUCUAUGGAUGUCUUAGCUCCGAUGCUUGUGCGCAUAUGUCGGAAGAAAUUAAAGACGCGGGCCGGAACGUACCACGGGCUAUGGCCUGGGGAUAUUUCAUAAAUGGAAUCAUGGCUGCCAUCUUGCUGAUUGCCUACCUCUUCGCCACCCCUUCUGUCGAAGAUUCCAUUAACGACGUUACAGGCUUCCCAUUCCUCUACGUGUUCAAGCAAGCUACCAACACCGCAGGAGUUAACGGAUUAACAGCUAUCAUCUUGAUACCUGUCAUUUUCAGCAACAUAAUGUUCAACGCCUCCACCUCCCGCCAGACAUGGGCUUUUGCUCGUGACAAUGGUCUUCCUUGCUCUCGAUGGAUCGCCAAAAUCGACCCCAAGCGGAAAAUUCCCGUUAAUGCUAUCGCCCUCUCUUGCAUCAUCAGCUGCCUGCUUUCUCUGAUCAACAUCGGCUCUGACACUGCAUUCAACGCCAUCAUCUCUGUUAACACCGCGGCUUUGAUGUACACUUACGUGAUGUCAAUCACAUGUGUGAUCUGGCGAAAGAUUUGGCAUCCCGAUACCCUACCUGCUCGUCGGUGGGAUAUGGGGCGGAAUUUGGGGUUGGCUGUGAACAUCAUUGGCCUCUGUUACUCCAUUUUCGCGAUGUUUUGGUCAUUCUGGCCAGGCGAGCUACCGGUCACUGCUGAAAACUUCAACUGGAGUGUCGUGAUCUUUGGCUCGGUUUUCAUACUUAGCCUCUUCAUGUAUUUCAUUAAGGGAAGAAAAGACUAUUUUGGGCCAGCUUUGGAUGUCAAGCACGAGGACUAG